UGUCCGCCAAGUUCAACUCCAGUACACAAGUUCCACAACACGCAUCUCUUCACCCAUGCUCUUCUGCUCGCCAUGAGUUCUGACAAUUCCCGUGGAGACAUUUCGAUUCCUUUGCGAAACCUUCUGAAUUCCAUAAGGUGUAUUCGGGAUCGAGUAAGAGAUGGGGAGUCCAAUGAAUCAGACAGCGAGGAGUUUGACCUCUCCAACUUCUGGGACACAAUGAACCAAGCAGUGAAGGCUGUCUCUCAGGAGGCGACCAAACUCAGCCUGGCCUUCUCCACCCCACCCCCACCCCCCCAGCAGAUGGGAAACAACUUGUCAGAGUCACUCCAGAAGAGCAUUCUGACCAUGUCCACAGUCUACUACUGGCUUCCCAAGAGUCAAGGUCUCAGUCUGAGGCGUGCGGUCCGAGACGCCAGCGUGGAGGUUCUGGAGGGCGUGGGUCAGCUGGUGGAGGUCAUCCUGGCAUCUCCACUGCAGAGUCUGUCUCAGGAGCAGUUGACCUCUACAGGGGGGGUGUGGUCUGCCUGCGACCGCUUCCCAUCACUGCCUCGAGAUAACAAGGCAGCUGUGAUGCUUGCCCUGUCUGCGCAUAUCGGAGUAGUAAAGGAUGCGAUUGAAGAGAUUGAACAGGCCCUAUUGGAGGAGGAGGACCCCUUCAGCGACCUCCUGGGGGACCUGGACGAGGAGGAAGAGCCCCGGGGAAACCAGGACACCUAUUGGUCGGAGCGGGACCGGCGUGUGAUUGGCCCGUGCCAGGGGCUGAUGAAGGCGUCUGGGGCAUGUCUCAGGAAGCUGUCAUCGGCGGUCAGAACCAAUGGAGACGCUGGAUCAGCUCAAAACCGAGCUCAGCUAGACGACCUGGAGGAGCUGAGCAAGGACGUCAGCCCCCGUAUGGACGACCUAGCACUGUGUCUUUAUCCACCAAUGGAGUACUCGGGAGUGGAAAGCAACGCAUCCAAAUUGGCAGCCUUGUUAAAGAAAAUACUCGGAGUCAUCAGGUCCAGUCAUGUGUGUGGGGAGUCUGAGCUGACAUGGGUUCAGUUCCUAGAAGCAGCUGUAGAUCAUAACCUGCAGAAGGCUAAAGACCUCAUGCAGUCUGACCCCUGAGUCCGGUGUGUGUGUGUGUGUGUGUGUGUGCGUGUGUGUGCGUGCGUGCGCGUGCGCGCGCGUGUGUGUGUGUUGGGAUGUGUCUGUGGUUGUGUUCUUGUGUCCUCAUCCGAACUUUGUCAUGAUGUAACUCAACUUGAUGGCUUGCAAUUACGAGUUUUCACAGCAAAGCCAUCGGUAAACAAACACACGUAAAAUCACUGUGCUGCUGUGCCAUAACCAGAACAGGAACAUGUCAAAUCAGUCAUGUUUGUCAGUUUGUAAGCAAAGAUGGAGAUAAUUCACGGCUUUUCUCAACUCAGAGAACUGUCAAUCAAACAUUAAAACUUUAGGUCAGUUGUUCCACCAGGUUGUUGUACUUACUUAACAUUUGUUUAUAAUGAAAUUAUUAAUAAACCAUGAAACCCG
Molecule: messenger RNA, 1518 nt
Organism: Gadus macrocephalus (Pacific cod)
Lineage: Eukaryota; Metazoa; Chordata; Actinopteri; Gadiformes; Gadidae
Gene: ccndbp1
Product: cyclin D-type binding-protein 1
Exons: 11
Coding region: 73-1110 (345 amino acids)
Biological process (GO): regulation of cell cycle
Cellular component (GO): nucleus
Source: RefSeq, a predicted model, not a curated record